GUGUGUCUGGGGCUGCUGUGUGUUCUCCUGCUGGCUGUCAUCAUAGUGCUGUGUGUCUUGUACACUGUACAAUUAGACCAGUUACAGGACAGUGUCAGGAAUCUGACAAGAGAUAGAGACCGGUUAGAAACCAGUUACAACAAUAUGAUUGCAGAGAGAGACCAGUUAGAAACCAGUUAUAAGAAUGUGAGUGCUGAGAGAGAGCAGUUAGAAAUCAGUUACAACAGCCUGAGUACGGAGAGAAACCAAUCACUCAGACAGCGAGAGGAGUUUCGGUAUGGGCUCUCUAAAAUAGUGCUGUGUGUCUGGUACACUGUACAAUUAAACCAGUUACAGGACAGUGUCAAGAAUCUGACAAGAGAGAGGGACCAGUUAGAAAUCAGUUACAACAGCCUAUGUGUAGAGAGAGACCAGUUAGAAACCAGUUAUAACAAUGUGAGUGCUGAGAGAGAGCAGUUAGAAAUCAGUGACAGCCUGAGUGUGGAGAGAGAGCGAUCACUCAGACAGCGAGAGGAGUUUCGGUAUGGGCUCUCUAAAAUAGGUAAAGACAUUCUGCAGAGAUGGUUUUACUUCAGUUCCAGUCUGUACUACAUCUCUACUGAAACAAAGAACUGGAGUGAAAGCAGACAGGACUGUAUAAAGAGAGGGGCUGAUUUGGUGAUAAUAAACAACAAAGAGGAACAGGAGUUUGUUAAUAGACUGUGGAAGAUGAGUCAGUCAGGCCUUUGGAUUGGUCUGACUGACAUAAACACAGAGGGGGUGUGGAAAUGGGUGGAUGGUACAGCACUGAACACUGGGUACUGGGGUAAAGGGGAGCCUAAUAACCUUGGACAGUCAGGAAAUGAGGACUGUGUUGUCCUUGACAGACCUGACACUUGGAUUGAUGUAUCAUGUGACACCAAAACUAAAUAUAUUUGUGAGAGGAAAAUAUCAACACACAAUUAG
Messenger RNA from Chanos chanos (milkfish), 945 nucleotides. Its product is annotated as CD209 antigen-like. NCBI's taxonomy places the organism in Eukaryota, Metazoa, Chordata, Actinopteri, Gonorynchiformes, Chanidae. The record is from RefSeq and is a predicted model, not a curated record. The annotation marks the transcript as partial. The transcript is spliced from 5 exons.